GUAUAUAUAAAAUAUCCACCUGGUUUCAGUUUCAGACAGUGCAACAGUGCCAUUUCUGUGUGAUAGAUUUUGUCUGUUUGUGUGUGAGAGAGAAUGUGGCCAUUCGGCAGGAAAGGGGCUUCUGGGUUUUCAUCAUCAUCCACUGCUGAGCAAGUCACUGAAGGUCUUGAUGGAACUGGUCUCACUGCCAUUGUUACAGGAGCAUCCAGUGGUAUUGGCACUGAGACUACACGUGUACUUGCUUUGCGAGGUGUCCAUGUGAUCAUGGGUGUGAGAAAUAUGGUUGCUGCUAAAGAUGUCAAAGAAACCAUACUCAAGGAGAUUCCCUCUGCAAAAGUUGAUGCCUUGGAAUUAGAUCUCAGUUCACUGGAUUCUGUCAAUAAAUUUGCAUCAGAUUUUAAGUCUUCUGGUCUUCCGUUGAACAUCUUGAUAAACAACGCAGGAAUUAUGGCAUGCCCUUUCAAGCUCUCUGCAGACAAAAUUGAACUACAGUUCGCCACAAAUCACUUAGGUCACUUUCUAUUGACAAAUCUUUUGUUGGACACUAUGAAGAAAACUUCACGUAAAACUAAGAAAGAAGGAAGAAUUGUUAAUGUCUCUUCUGAGGCUCACCGGUUUGCAUAUUCUGAAGGAAUCCGUUUUGACAAAAUUAAUGAUAAGUCAAGUUACAGAGCCUGGGGUGCAUAUGGGCAGUCAAAGCUUGCCAACAUUUUACAUGCGAAUGAACUUUCAAGGCGUCUCAAGGAAGAUGGGGUGGAGAUUUCUGCAAAUUCUCUUCAUCCUGGAGCAAUUACCACCAAUCUUUUCCGUUAUACUCCAAUAAACGGUAUAAUUAAUGUUAUUGGUAGACUCGUUUUUAAAAACAUCCCGCAGGGAGCAGCAACAACAUGCUAUGUAGCAUUACACCCACAAGUGAAGGGAGUUAGUGGCAGGUAUUUUUCAGACAGUAAUGUGGCCCAACCAACCUCACUUGGGACUGAUGCUGAUUUGGCCAAGAAACUUUGGGAUUUCAGCUUGAAUUUGACCAAGUAAAAAACCCAGGUAUUAUUUUGUCAAUGGAGAUAGCAUGCGUACUUGCUGAAUGAUAAGCUUCAAUUAUACGACUUAAUGUAACUUCUAUCAAAAUUCUCAUCACCUGUUGCAUAGGCAUGAAUUUAGGCAUACAGUCUAUAAUUUAAAGUUCCUACUCCAUUUUACUUGGCACAGAAUUUAUACCAGUUUGUAUAAGAAUAAAACUUUCUGUACUAUUCUCUUGGAUGAGUACCUGGUAAUGAUGGAAGUAGUAGUAUUACCAAAUGUUAGUUUCUUGUUCAAUGGUCACUCUCAAGUUCUAUUCUCUUUUA
Molecule: messenger RNA, 1343 nt
Organism: Vigna radiata var. radiata (mung bean)
Lineage: Eukaryota; Viridiplantae; Streptophyta; Magnoliopsida; Fabales; Fabaceae
Product: short-chain dehydrogenase TIC 32, chloroplastic
Exons: 8
Coding region: 94-1032 (312 amino acids)
Source: RefSeq, a predicted model, not a curated record